AUGGAAAAUGAUAUUUUUUUAGAUCCUUUAACUCUCGAGGUAAUGAUAGAGCCAGUUAUAUCAAAAUGUGGCCACUCAUUCUCUAAAGAAUCUAUAACGGAAUGGUUAUUAAAAAAAAAAACAUGCCCAAUAUGUAAUAAUAGUUUACAAGUUGAUGAACUAACACCCAACUAUACAUUAAGAGAUAUCAUUAAACAUAUGGAAUCACAACCACAACAAUCACAACCACAACAACAUGAUCAAAAUCAAAAAUCAAUACACCAACCACAACAAUUACAAACACAGGAAGCAUCAGUAAUAUUAGAAAGAGCAACAAGAGACGAUAUAUUUAUGAAAUUUUUUUUUGGGAAUGUUUCUUAUAAAAUUACAGCAGGCCAAUGGUUUUGUGAAAAAAUGCUGGCAUAUGCAGUCACAAAGGCAAGAGUAUGGGGUGUUUUUGAAGCAGAUAAAACAAUCUCGGGUGUAAUGGUAGUGCAACCACCACACGAUGUAAAUGGUAUAUCAAUUGCUCAAAUGGUUAAAGUUGGAAUGUUGGGCGCACCUUUCCAUUUAGGCUUUGGUCCACUAACUAGAAUUUUAAAAUCCUCUGACUUUGCUGAAAGGAUUCAUCGGAAAGAAAUGGGUGAAAAAAAUCAUUACUAUUUAAAUUGUAUCGCAAUUGAUCCAAAGCUUAGAAGAGCAGGUAGAGGAAGAGAAUUAAUUAAAAAACUUUUAGAUAUUGUGGAUAGCCAAGAAGAUGUCUCUGUAUAUACAGAAUGUGAUCUAGAGUUUUCGGAAUUCUUUAAAAAACAAGGAUUUGCAAUGUCAAGAUAUUAUAAACAACACAAUAAAGAAGAGGCACCAUUUUUCUAUACAAUGAUUAGAUCAAAAGAUAAAAAAAUUAACAAUAAUAGUAGUAUUUAA
Messenger RNA from Dictyostelium purpureum, 903 nucleotides. RefSeq lists its product as uncharacterized. Gene Ontology annotation, molecular function: acyltransferase activity, transferring groups other than amino-acyl groups; SUMO ligase activity; ubiquitin-protein transferase activity. The transcript is spliced from 5 exons. Gene Ontology annotation, cellular component: Smc5-Smc6 complex; nucleus. The record is from RefSeq and is a predicted model, not a curated record. Lineage: Eukaryota; Evosea; Eumycetozoa; Dictyosteliales; Dictyosteliaceae. The coding region runs from base 1 to 903 and encodes 300 amino acids. Gene Ontology annotation, biological process: protein ubiquitination; double-strand break repair via homologous recombination; protein sumoylation.